AUGCCGUCCACUCUUCAACCAGGUGCACCAGAUAUCACACUUAUAUACUACAAGGUAUCCGAGAUCGCAGGGGGCACCAGAGAAGUAAAAGCCAAAAUCCGAAGAGGCGAAGUCGCCAGAGUGUGGGUUAACAUCUUAGGCGAGCGAUUUCCUCCCAGGCGUUUUUUCGUUACGCACUCCAAGGAGCAAAACAAGCUGCGUUCUUAG
Messenger RNA from Aspergillus chevalieri, 207 nucleotides. RefSeq lists its product as uncharacterized. Bases 1 to 207 code for a protein of 68 amino acids. The transcript is spliced from 2 exons. Lineage: Eukaryota; Fungi; Ascomycota; Eurotiomycetes; Eurotiales; Aspergillaceae. The record is from RefSeq and is a predicted model, not a curated record.